This is a messenger RNA of Rangifer tarandus platyrhynchus (Svalbard reindeer), 4500 nucleotides long. Lineage: Eukaryota; Metazoa; Chordata; Mammalia; Artiodactyla; Cervidae. The record is from the annotation of a GenBank genome assembly.
AUGAUGGCAAACUGGGUGGCAGCAAGACCUCUGCUCAUUCUUACUGUUUUUUUAGGGCAAUUCGUCUCAAUAAAUGCCCAGGAGGAAGACGAGGAUGAAGGAUAUGGUGAAGAAAUAGCCUGCACCCAGAAUGGUCAGAUGUACUUAAACAGGGACAUUUGGAAACCUGCCCCUUGUCAGAUCUGUGUCUGUGACAAUGGUGCCAUUCUUUGUGACAAGAUACAGUGCCAGGAUGUGCUCGAAUGUGCUGACCCCGUAACUCCCCCCGGGGAAUGCUGUCCUGUCUGUCCACAUACAACUGGAGGUGGCAAUACCAAUUUUGGAAGAGGAAGAAAGGGACAAAAGGGAGAACCAGGAUUAGUACCUGUUGUGACAGGCAUACGUGGACGUCCAGGACCUGCAGGACCGCCAGGGUCACAAGGACCGAGAGGAGAGAGGGGCCCAAAAGGAAAACCUGGGCCUCGUGGUCCUCAGGGAAUUGAUGGAGAACCAGGUGUUCCUGGUCAGCCGGGUGCCCCAGGACCUCCGGGGCAUCCAUCUCACCCAGGACCUGAUGGCAUGAGCAGGCCGUUUUCAGCUCAGAUGGCUGGGUUAGAUGAAAAGUCUGGACUUGGGAGUCAAGUAGGCCUGAUGCCUGGAUCUGUGGGUCCUGUUGGCCCAAGGGGUCCUCAAGGUUUACAAGGGCAGCAGGGUGGUGUUGGCCCAGCAGGACCUCCUGGUGAACCUGGUGACCCCGGCCCAAUGGGUCCAAUUGGUGCACGAGGACCAGAGGGCCCUCCUGGAAAACCUGGUGAAGAUGGCGAGCCUGGUAGAAAUGGAAAACCUGGUGAAGUGGGAUUUGCAGGAUCUCCGGGAGCUCGAGGAUUUCCUGGAGCUCCUGGUCUUCCAGGCCUGAAGGGUCACCGAGGACACAAAGGUCUUGAAGGCCCUAAAGGUGAAGUUGGAGCAACUGGUUCCAAGGGUGAAGCUGGCCCUACUGGUCCAAUGGGUGCCAUGGGUCCACUGGGUCCAAGAGGAAUGCCAGGAGAGAGAGGAAGGCUUGGACCACAGGGUGCUCCUGGACAGCGAGGAGCACAUGGUAUGCCUGGAAAACCUGGGCCAAUGGGUCCUCUUGGGAUACCUGGCUCUGCUGGUUUUCCAGGAAAUCCUGGAAUGAAGGGAGAAGCAGGUCCCACUGGGGCACGAGGCCCUGAAGGUCCUCAAGGGCAAAGAGGUGAAACUGGGCCCCCUGGUCCUGUUGGCUCCCAAGGUCUUCCUGGUGCAGUAGGAACUGAUGGUACACCUGGUGCUAAAGGCCCAACGGGCUCUCCGGGUACUUCUGGUCCUCCUGGCUUAGCAGGACCCCCUGGAUCUCCAGGACCUCAGGGUAGCACUGGACCUCCUGGAAUUCGAGGCCAACCGGGGGAUCCAGGAGUCCCAGGUUUCAAAGGAGAAGCUGGACCAAAAGGGGAACCGGGGCCACAUGGUAUCCAGGGCCCAAUUGGCCCACCUGGUGAAGAAGGCAAACGAGGUCCCCGAGGUGAUCCAGGAACAGUUGGUCCUCCGGGCCCAAUGGGAGAAAGGGGUGCUCCUGGCAAUCGUGGCUUUCCAGGCUCUGAUGGUUUACCUGGACCGAAGGGCGCUCAAGGAGAGAGGGGUCCUGUUGGCUCUUCAGGACCUAAAGGAGGUCAGGGGGACCCAGGACGUCCAGGUGAACCUGGGCUUCCAGGUGCUCGGGGUCUGACAGGAAAUCCUGGUGUCCAAGGUCCUGAAGGAAAACUUGGACCUUUGGGUGCUCCAGGAGAAGAUGGCCGGCCGGGUCCUCCAGGCUCCAUAGGGAUCAGAGGGCAGCCUGGGAGUAUGGGUCUUCCAGGCCCCAAAGGUAGCAAUGGUGAUCCUGGAAAACCUGGAGAAGCAGGAAAUGCUGGUGUUCCUGGGCAGAGGGGAGCUCCUGGAAAAGAUGGCGAAGUUGGUCCUUCUGGUCCUGUGGGGCCCCCGGGUCUAGCUGGGGAGAGAGGAGAGCAGGGUCCUCCAGGCCCCACCGGCUUUCAGGGGCUUCCUGGUCCUCCAGGGCCUCCUGGGGAAGGUGGAAAGCCAGGUGAUCAGGGGGUUCCUGGAGAUCCUGGGGCAGUUGGCCCAUUAGGACCUAGAGGAGAACGAGGAAAUCCAGGGGAAAGAGGAGAACCAGGAAUAACUGGACUUCCUGGUGAGAAAGGAAUGGCUGGAGGACAUGGUCCUGAUGGUCCAAAAGGCAGUCCAGGACCACCUGGAACCCCUGGAGAUACAGGCCCACCAGGUCUUCAAGGUAUGCCAGGAGAAAGGGGAAUUGCAGGUACUCCUGGCCCCAAGGGUGACAGAGGUGGCAUAGGAGAAAAAGGUGCUGAAGGUACAGCUGGAAAUGAUGGAGCAAGAGGUCUUCCGGGUCCCUUGGGCCCUCCAGGUCCUUCAGGCCCUACUGGAGAAAAGGGAGAACCCGGCCCUCGAGGUUUAGUUGGUCCACCUGGCUCCCGUGGCAAUCCCGGUUCACGUGGUGAAAAUGGCCCGACUGGAGCUGUUGGUUUUGCUGGACCCCAGGGUCCUGAUGGGCAGCCUGGAGUGAAGGGUGAACCUGGAGAGCCUGGGCAGAAGGGAGAUGCUGGCUCUCCUGGACCACAAGGGCUAGCAGGAUCCCCAGGGCCUCAUGGUCCUAAUGGUGUUCCUGGACUGAAAGGUGGUCGAGGAACUCAGGGUCCACCUGGUGCUACAGGAUUUCCUGGUUCUGCCGGCAGAGUUGGACCUCCAGGUCCUGCUGGAGCUCCAGGACCUGCGGGGCCCUUAGGGGAGACUGGGAAGGAAGGACCUCCAGGUCUUCGUGGGGACCCCGGGUCUCAUGGACGAGUAGGAGAUAGAGGACCAGCUGGCCCUCCUGGUGGCCCAGGAGAUAAAGGGGACCCAGGAGAAGAUGGACAACCUGGUCCAGAUGGUCCCCCUGGUCCAGCUGGAACAACUGGGCAAAGAGGAAUUGUCGGCAUGCCGGGGCAGCGUGGAGAGAGAGGGAUGCCUGGCCUUCCAGGCCCAGCAGGCACACCAGGAAAAGUAGGACCAACUGGAGCCCCAGGAGAUAAAGGUCCACCUGGACCUGUUGGGCCCCCAGGUUCCAAUGGCCCUGUGGGGGAGCCAGGACCGGAAGGUCCAGCUGGUAAUGAUGGUACUCCAGGACGGGAUGGUGCUGUUGGAGAACGUGGUGAUCGUGGAGACCCUGGGCCUGCAGGUCUGCCAGGCUCUCAGGGUGCCCCUGGAACUCCCGGUCCUGUUGGUGCUCCAGGAGAUGCAGGACAAAGAGGAGAUCCGGGUUCUCGAGGUCCUAUAGGACCACCCGGUCGAGCUGGGAAACGUGGCUUACUUGGACCCCAAGGACCUCGUGGUGACAAAGGUGAUCAUGGAGACAGAGGGGAUCGAGGUCAGAAGGGUCACAGAGGCUUUACUGGUCUUCAGGGUCUUCCUGGACCUCCUGGUCCAAAUGGUGAACAAGGCAGUGCUGGAAUCCCUGGACCAUUUGGCCCAAGAGGCCCCCCAGGUCCAGUUGGUCCUUCAGGCAAAGAAGGAAGCCCUGGGCCGCUUGGGCCCAUUGGGCCUCCUGGUGUGCGGGGCAGCGUUGGAGAAGCAGGCCCUGAGGGUCCUCCUGGUGAGCCUGGUCCCCCUGGCCCUCCGGGACCCCCUGGCCACCUUACAGCUGCUCUUGGGGAUAUCAUGGGGCACUAUGAUGAGAGCAUGCCAGACCCACUUCCGGAGUUUACUGAAGAUCAGGCGGCUCCUGAUGACAAAAACAAAACCGACCCCGGGGUACAUGCGACCCUGAAGUCACUCAGUAGUCAGAUUGAAACCAUGCGCAGUCCUGAUGGCUCCAGAAAGCACCCUGCCCGGACCUGUGAUGACUUAAAGCUUUGCCAUUCUGCAAAGCAGAGCGGUGAGUACUGGAUUGACCCUAACCAGGGAUCUGCUGAAGAUGCAAUCAAAGUUUACUGCAACAUGGAAACAGGAGAAACGUGUAUUUCAGCAAAUCCAUCCAGUGUACCACGUAAAACCUGGUGGGCCAGCAAAUCUCCUGAUAAUAAGCCUGUUUGGUAUGGUCUUGAUAUGAAUCGAGGAUCUCAGUUUGUUUAUGGAGACCACCAGUCACCUAAUGCAGCCAUUACUCAGAUGACCUUCUUGCGCCUUUUAUCGAAAGAAGCCUCCCAGAACAUCACCUACAUCUGUAAAAACAGUGUAGGAUACAUGGAUGAUCAAACUAAGAACUUAAAGAAAGCUGUGGUUCUCAAAGGGUCAAAUGACUUAGAAAUCAAAGCAGAGGGAAACAUUAGAUUCAGAUACAUAGUUCUUCAUGAUUCUUGCUCUAAACGAAAUGGAAACGUGGGCAAGACCAUCUUUGAAUAUAGAACACAGAAUGUGGCACGCUUGCCCAUCAUAGAUCUUGCCCCUGUGGAUGUUGGCAGUACAGACCAAGAAUUUGGCAUCGAAAUUGGGCCAGUUUGUUUUGUGUAA